CCAUUCAAGCAAUCCCAAGAGAUAGAAGCCUGCCUUCACCAUUUGCCUUUGUUUCCAUGGCUACAGCCCAAGUUGAGAGGCCUACUGAAGAAGCGACACUUAAAUCAAACGACAAUGGCAAGCAUUCUGAGAACAUGGCUUCUGUUAUGAAAGGGGGGGCUGUGGAUAUAAUCAAGGGAUUGGUGGAUCAAAAGCACAAUGAUCAAGAGGCCAAGCAAGAAGUGAUCAAGAAGCCUGAUUUGGGUCCCAUCCAAGAUGUUAGUGGCACCCAUGCGCAUGUGUCUAAGCAUGCUAGUGCGACAAGUGAGAAGAAGAAGAAAGAGAAAAAAGAGGAUAAAAAGAAGGGAUCGACUAUUGGGUCCGGUCAUAGUCACAUUAGUGUGCAAAAGCCUGUAAAAUUGGGCCAUAAGAUGAAGGAGAAGAAGAAGAAGAAACAAAACAAGGACAGUGAUGAUAGCAGCAGCAGCAGCAGCAGUGAGAGUGACGACGUUGCUCAUGACAAGAAGAAGAAGAUGGACAAGGAGAAGAAGAAACACAAGUGAGAAAUGAAAAAGAAUUACAGUAAUACGAGGAAUAAAAGUCCAUAUGGAGUGGCAUAUGAUCAUGUAAUUGAUGAUUCCAAGGGCUUGUCACCUUUCUAGCUGGCUUUACUGAAUGGAUAUUAAGUCUAUAA
Messenger RNA from Magnolia sinica, 673 nucleotides. RefSeq lists its product as uncharacterized. NCBI's taxonomy places the organism in Eukaryota, Viridiplantae, Streptophyta, Magnoliopsida, Magnoliales, Magnoliaceae. The record is from RefSeq and is a predicted model, not a curated record. Bases 57 to 542 code for a protein of 161 amino acids. The transcript is spliced from 2 exons.